Messenger RNA from Closterium sp. Naga37s-1, 567 nucleotides. The record is from the annotation of a GenBank genome assembly. Lineage: Eukaryota; Viridiplantae; Streptophyta; Zygnematophyceae; Desmidiales; Closteriaceae.
AUGUACGACGCUGUAGUCGCUUGUUACUCUUCCCCUUCCACUGCUGCUCUCGACCGCAUUAUACUGCCCUACGCGUUUCCCGAGAUGGACCACUUUCUCGCACUUGACCCCACAGACCUCACUGUCAACCUGCUCGAGAAGCACCUCCUUGUAGCUGAGACUAGCGUAAUCGCUUUAGGUGCUGCUCGUGGCACUCCUUGCACACCCUUCUUUGAGGGGUGUUCCCCUCCCCCCUUGCCCCCUCCUACACUUCUGCUGCUGCUGUUGACAUCCUUAGUACUAAGGAUGUCGGGACUACUUUUGCUCUUAGUGGGAAGCGCCACAGCAGCAAGGGCAAGGGUGGCAAGAAUGGUGGCGGCGGAAGCGGGGGUGGUGGUGGUGGAGGCAAUGGAGGCAGUAGAGGUGGCGGAGGUGGUGGCAGCGGUGGGAGUGGUGGCGGGAGUGGGGGCUUCGGUGGUGGCGGUGGUGGCAGCGGUGGGGGUGGGGGUGGCGGUGGUGGCGGCAGUGGGAGUGGUGGAGGCGGCAGUGGUGGCAGUCAGGGUGGAGCUGCUCAGAGGGGAGGUAUAG